UGGCCUCGUGUGCGACUACCGCCACCCUGCUCGGAAGAUGAAGCGCGUCUUUGGUGCCGUGUCUGGCGCUUUCAGAUCCCUCGUUCCCAAGGCAACCGCGCCGGCCGCACAUCACCAGGAAUCAGUUCGGAAGGCGAUGGAGUCUCUCGCGCCCCCGGGCAGGAGGUUGCCGUCCGAGAGCAAGACGCUGGCGAUGGAGCUCGUGGCGGCUGCUUCAGAGGGGGACAAGGAGAAAGAACUCUCGCUGAAGACCCCAGAGGAAAUGUUCCUCGCUGCUAACGCUUUGCAUCAGGGCAAACACAUACCGGCGGACAAGGAGACCGCCUUUGCGCUCUGGAAGAAAGCAGCAGAAGCCGGCCACCCCAAAGCCAUGUACUCGUACGCCGGCUGCUUGAGGAACGGGGACGGCACUAAGAAAGACCUUCCCACCGCGGUGUCGCUGUUCGAGCGAUUGGGGGACCAGGGCUUGCUUGAAGCCAAGCACGCGCUAGGGCUAGUGUUGUCGUCGGGCGAGGGGGAGGAUGUGGGAAUCCCGCAGGACGAGGAGCGUGCGCUCGAGCUCUUCAAGGCCGCUGCCACUGGCGGCUUCGUUCCCGCGAUACACGCCGCGGCAUCCAUGAUGGAGGCUGGCAAGGGGGGAGAGAAGGAGGACGCCAAAGCCGUCCAGUGGUUGGAGGUGGCCAUGGAGGCUGGGGAUCCCAUGGCGUACUCUACCCUCGCAACGUGGUAUACAGCUGGCAGGGCGGGCCUAGAAUUGGAUCACAAGAAGGCUUUCGAGCUACACCUUCAGGCGGCCAACAUGAACAUGCCCCGAGCGCAGUACAACACGGCCGUUCACUACCUUGAAGGCACCGGAAUCGAGCAGAACCUCCCGGAAGCGGCGGCAUGGUUCGAAAGAGCGGGGGCCUUGGGAAUGCCGCAGGCGAUGCUCAACCUAGGGAAAAUGUUGGAGAACGGUAUCGGUGUCGAGGUGGAUCGAGAGCGAGCUUUAAAGCUGUACCAGGCGGCCUUGCGCGCCGAGGGGCAGCUGGAGGGAGGCUUGGCGACGGCCGGGGAUGACACAAUGGCUGCGCUGUUCGAGGCAAAGCAAGAGGGGCUUUCGUCGGAAACGAAGAAAGGGAAUAUCGCACGAGGAGACCAAGCAGACGAGCACGGAGAAGAUCAAGGCGUGAAACGGCUAGGCGAAUCCUCCUCUUCUUCGUCCGAAAAGGCUUCUGCAUGACACGCAUGCAUGCAUGAACGUCUCGAGUUGCUGCAUAGCGCACGAGGCCAUGCGCGAGACCCGUUCGUUUACGAAGUGGUGCCCGUCAACAGGACACCUAUCGCGUAGCGGCGCACAGGGGUUGUAGUGAACUCCUUCUAAUUCCGCGGGUGCGUAGGUUACCUUGCAGUUAAAGGCCGACGGUGUGCUGCUUGUAGCGACCGUAUCGAUC
This is a messenger RNA of Ectocarpus siliculosus, 1433 nucleotides long. The record is from the annotation of a GenBank genome assembly. NCBI's taxonomy places the organism in Eukaryota, Phaeophyceae, Ectocarpales, Ectocarpaceae.